Molecule: messenger RNA, 438 nt
Organism: Colletotrichum godetiae
Lineage: Eukaryota; Fungi; Ascomycota; Sordariomycetes; Glomerellales; Glomerellaceae
Exons: 1
Coding region: 222-401 (59 amino acids)
Source: RefSeq, a predicted model, not a curated record
CUUGGGGCAAGCCUUACAUUGGUUUCGUAUGCCAGCGAAGCCUUGACAAGAAUUACCACAAUGCUCACACAGGCGCCGAGACGAGAACCUACCUCCUCAAUUGCGCAACUUGCAAGGAACUUUUGGCACACACUAUGAUCACUCUUGACUCUUAGCACAACUUGUGAAAGGCCUUCUUAGUCUGAGGCCCAUCUCUCAUCAGUGAACCACAAACGCACGCUAUGUGUCCUCCAUCUGGGUUCCAAGAUGUCCAUGGCUUGGCCGCUGGCAAGACAUAUGCAACUGAGAAGGAUUGGAAACGUAUGCAGCCUACUAUCGCUAGGCUCUACCGAGAUGAGAGCAAGUCCCUGAGACAAGUUAGGGAGAUCAUGGAAACCCAAUAUCAUUUUAACGCCACGUGAGUCAGUCUCCAGCUAUACCCGCGACCUACUGACCCUA